Molecule: messenger RNA, 1005 nt
Organism: Diaporthe amygdali
Lineage: Eukaryota; Fungi; Ascomycota; Sordariomycetes; Diaporthales; Diaporthaceae
Product: reticulon-4-interacting protein mitochondrial precursor
Exons: 1
Coding region: 1-1005 (334 amino acids)
Molecular function (GO): oxidoreductase activity
Source: RefSeq, a predicted model, not a curated record
AUGGCUGAGGCAGUGAAGGCUUGGACAUUCACCCAAGGGGGUUAUCCGGAGGCACUGCAACAGUCGAGCCUACCAGGUGACACAGGACCACUCAAAUCCUCAGAGAUUCGUGUCCGAGCUCACGCCGCGUCCAUCAACCCCGUUGACGUCCAGCUAAUGGGACUUCCUUUGUGGCCGUACCUCCCAAGCUUCAUCAUCGCCCUCGAAAAGGGCGUAGGCGAGGACUUCUCGGGUGUGGUGCAGGACGCAGGCAAGGACUCGGGCUUCAAGCCUGGUGACGAGGUGCUCGGGAUCGCCCCCAUCCUCCCGGGGGGCACUCUGCAAGAGGUCAUCAGGCUCGACAUCAAGACGUCCGUCGUGAUCCCCAAGCCCGCUGACUGGUCCUGGGAACAGGCCGCCGCCCUCCCGCUCGUCUGGCUCACGGCGCGGACCGUGAUCGCAGAGGUCGAGCACUACGUCACGAACGGCAAGGUCGCGGUGUUGGGCGGUAGUUCAAGUACAGGCAUGUACAUUGUGCACCUUGCGAAGAGCCGGGGCUGGACGGUGGCCGCCUCUUGCUCUGGCCGCAAUGCGGACUUCGUCCGUAGCAUGGGUGCGAGCGACACGAUCGAUUACACAACCACGAGCGUGCCAGACCGGCUCAGGAGCUUCGCGCCCGACGUCAUUAUCGAUUGCGUUGGCGGGACAGAGUGUCUUGGCAUAGCUAAGAGAUAUGUCACUAUCGUCGGUGAUAAAACUAACCGCAUGUUGAUGGGCGGCAGGAGCAUCUACUUAUGGAACCCUCAGAUGGCACUGCGCGCGCUGCUCGGGAGGGCAGGUCUCGGCCCGUCGUAUGCUUGUGUCAAUCUUGAGUUCAAGUAUUCUUAUUUGGAGGAGAUCUUGAGUCUUCCCAAGGACAAGAUAAUUAUUGAUAGCACUUUUAACUUUGACCAAGCCCGGGAAGCGUUUGAGAGGCUGAAUACUGGGCGUGCGAGGGGCAAAGUCGUGGUUAAAGUCGCUUCUUAA